Messenger RNA from Aplosporella prunicola CBS 121167, 400 nucleotides. RefSeq lists its product as uncharacterized. Lineage: Eukaryota; Fungi; Ascomycota; Dothideomycetes; Botryosphaeriales; Aplosporellaceae. The transcript has a single exon. The coding region runs from base 107 to 313 and encodes 68 amino acids. The record is from RefSeq and is a predicted model, not a curated record.
AGCACCCAUCAAACCAACAACGAUAUAGUAGCGUAAGUAAGCAAUACCGCCACAUUUGACAUCUCCCCAUCCGCGCAUCACUGCCUUCUGUCCCAGCUACAGUAGUAUGCAUGCAUGCAUCACUGAGACGACACACUUGAACGAUAAGCGUGGGGACUACCUAUGCGAGUGUGUUCGAUUUGCUUUAGUAGUUAGUAGCGGCGGUGGAUGUGGUAUGGUGUAUAUCCCUCCGCUCCCAGCUCCAGCUCUUCUGCUCUUUUCUUGUAACUCCACCUCAUCAUCAUCCACUCCACACCCAUCCAUCAUAGAGUAAAAACAUAGAACGCGCCAGAGUUGAAGCGGCUGUGUGGCCUACCCGUCCGUCUAUUAACGUAUGUACGUACGUAUGCGGUACACGGCG